CCUCAAAGGGUCACACGGUUAGUGCCACGAAGGUCACCAAUGUUGCCGCAGGAUAACACUGCGGCGAUGGGUUUAGCGAUGCAGAGUAGAGCGGUCGACACGCGGGUCCAACUCGAGAUUAGGGAGGGUGAGCCGAAGGGUACCCUAGUCGGCACGAUACCGGUGAAGCCUGACUUCACUUAUAGGUUCAAUGAGCCACCCCAGGAGUUCGUACUCGAUCCAGAGACUGGCAAAAUAAGGACGGCCAUGGUUCUCGAUCGCGAAUCUCUCAGCAGCGAUCGAUUUGAUUUAGUUGUGCUCUCCAGUCAACCGACCUAUCCGAUCGAAGUGCGAAUUUUGGUUCUUGAUAUCAACGACAAUAAUCCAGAAUUUCCGGAACCUAGUAUCGCGGUUAGCUUCUCGGAAUCGGCUGUGGCCGGUACCAAGCUAUUGUUGGACGCUGCUACUGAUCGAGAUACGCCAGAGAACGGUGUAUUAGACGAUUAUUUUAUCGUAGACGGCAAUACGGACGACAAGUUCCGUCUGGAAGUCACUGGGAAUCCUACAGGUGAAACGUCAUACUUGCACCUCGAGACUACUGGGAAAUUGGACCGUGAGCAGGUGGAAUUCUAUUCGCUCAACAUCUGCGCGCGCGAUCGCGGCCGACCACCGCGAUUGGGUUAUCUGCUGGUGAACGUGACGGUGUUAGACGUAAAUGAUAACCCGCCCGUGUUUUCACAGAGCGACUACGUGGUAGCGUUGAACGAAAGCGCCCCAGUCGGCACCAAGGUGUUGAAGGUGCAGGCUACCGAUAAAGAUUCGGAAGACAAUUCUGAGCUGACUUAUUAUCUGCCGGACAAUGAGCGCAAGUUCACAAUCGAUCCAGAAAGUGGCUUUAUCACGACAGCCGAGCCAUUAAAAUGCCCUCAACAACGUUGUACGGUGGUACGUCCAGGCGGUGAUUGCCCUAAGAGCUGCGUCAUCACAGUCUUCGCUCGUGAUCACGGUGUGCCUAAGCAAGAUGGUCGUACUUACGUGACGGUAAACCUAUUGGACGCAAACGAUCACGAUCCUGUAAUCAAAUUCAAUUAUUUUCCUCCAAACGCGGGUUUUGCCACCGUCGAUGAGAACACCGCCAAGGACUCGAUCGUCGCGGCGGUAGCGGUGAUCGAUGACGACGAGGGUUUAAACGGCGAGACUAGCGUGGAGAUACGUGCCGGCAAUGAGUUAGGUCACUUUCGACUCGAGGUUACAGAGAGCUUCGACAUCGUGCGAGUCGACGGCCGGUUGGACCGCGAAGAGAUUCCCAAAUAUAAUCUCACAGUGGUUGCUACCGACAAGGGCACGCCGCCAAGAUCGGCUACAGCCUAUCUAGUGAUACAUGUGAAUGACGUCAACGAUCACGAGCCGGUGUUUCAACAAAGCGAGUACUCAGCGGUGCUAUCGGAAUUCGCACCGAUUGGCAGUUUCGUCGCUAGCAUCUCGGCUACGGACGCGGAUUCUGGGCUGAACGCGCGAAUUUAUUACGAGUUCGGUUCAGGUAAUGAACAAAAUUGGUUCGCCAUCGAUAGUGACACCGGUUUAGUCACCACCGUGGCUACCUUGGACCGUGAGGUACAAGGUAGCAUCGAGUUACACGUAUCGGCACGAGACGGUGGUCCGAAUACUAAAUACGCGUCCACGCAUCUCAAAAUAACGAUCCUCGACGAGAACGACGAGGCACCACGCUUUCCCAAGAAUGUCAUCGAAAUCGCAUUGUCGGAGAACACGGCGCCUUAUAGUUUAAUAGCUACUCUCACAGCUGUUGACAACGAUCAAGGUACGAAUGGUAGCGUCGCGUACAGUUUUCAUUCUAGUGUUUCGCGUGAUUAUUCCAAAACUUUUGCUCUGGAUGCUCUGACCGGUCAGUUGUCAACCAUGACCGCUCUGGACCGAGAAACCAUAGCAGAAUACAGACUUCUAGUGAUAGCAAAAGAUCAAGGCACGCCAGUACAAUCUUCGACUGCCACCGUGGUGUUGAUGUUACAGGAUGUCAACGAUAAUUCGCCGAUCUUUUAUCCUUGGAAAUAUCUAAUGACCAUCUCUAAAGAUAUUUCGGCAGGUACGACGAUAGGUAAAGUAAUGGCGACUGACGCAGAUGCUCGGGAGAAUGCUCAGGUGAAAUACACUCUGGAAUCCGGCGGCGAGGGUCGCUUCGUGGUAGAGGAGAGAACCGGUGAGAUUGUCCUGCAAGGUUCUUUACGGUCUGCACACAAGACUCUUUAUGAGUUAACAAUCUCAGCGAAGGACAUCGACAAUCAGGUGGCAGCCAGGAACGCUAUAGUAGAGAUUAUACGCGAAGAAGAUCUGGAGCAUCUCGAGUUCGAUACUUACAACGGCUAUGAGUUUCGCGUUCUUGAAGAUCAUGGCGAUUGCGAUUACGUUACGUCUGGUAGUCGGGAGAUCGGCUCGGUACACGUUACGCAAUACGGUAACACGGGUAAAGUGAGCUAUGCUAUAAUAUUCGGUGAUCCUAAGGGCAACUUUAAAAUCGAUGAGAGUACUGGCGUUAUUAGCACCACCGGCUGUCUGGAUCGCGAGCGUGUCGUUUAUUACAGCCUGCAACUUUCAGCGCGUACCAAUCUCGCGUACGGCCAAACAAUCGUUAACAUUACAGUGCAGGAUGUCAACGACAAUCCGCCGAGGUUUCCCAGAGGUGAGUGGGGUGACGAGAUUCUGCGAGAAAACGCAGCGGUGGGACAGGAAGUGUGCCUUACUCGGGCCAGAGAUCGCGACAUCGGCGCCAAUUCCAGGAUUGUUUAUUCGUUGACACAUAAUCCAGACGGACAGUUCAGAGUAGCCGAGAAUUCUGGCAUUAUCUAUUUGAAUAAACCAAUUCGCGUACCGCCUGGUACAAUCCUCAAUCUAGAAGUGACGGCGACUGAUUCCGGCAGGCAGCCUCUGUCCGCUCAGUACCAAGUUCGAGUGACGAUCGAAGAUGUCAACGAUCACACACCGGUUUUCCGACUGAGCAGCUAUGAGACUUCACUGUCAGAAUCUACGCCAGUCAACGAGCGUUUCUUUUCGUUAACGGCUCAAGACGCAGAUCUCGGCAACAACGGCAGGAUAUUGUACAGUAUUACCGAUGGCAACGCGGAGGGCCGCUUCGGCAUCUUCCCGGAUGGCCAGUUAUAUGUGAAAAAUGAGCUCGAUCGCGAGGAACAAGAUUAUUACGCGCUCGAGGUUACUGCAGCGGAUCAGGGUAGCCCAUCACGAAGCUCCGUGGUCCCGGUGGUGGUGCACGUGAUUGAUGAGAACGACAACGCGCCUGAGUUCACCAAUAGCAGUUUCAGUUUUCAUCUACGCGAGAACGAGCCGCCUGACACCUUCGUCGGCAAGCUGCUGGCUACUGAUCGCGACGUCGGUCGUAACGCCGAUCUCAUAUUCUUACUUCCGCUCGUUCAGAGUGAUUUCGUAGUCGAUCCAAGGAACGGUUUCAUCAGAUCACAGCACGCAUUCGAUCGUGAACUCUUAGUGACCAAUACUGGCAGCAACUAUAUCAAUUUGGAAGCUACCGUUGUAGAUAAUGGCGUUAAUCGUUUACGUGACCGCGUCAAGGUCACCAUCUAUAUCACCGAUAUUAACGACAAUAUGCCACAGUUCCAGCGUCUACCGUAUCGAGUUCAGGUGAGCGAAGGUGCCGCGAUCGGCACGCAGCUGUUAAGAGUCUACACGACUGAUGCGGACGAAGGCUUGAAUGGUGAUGUGUUCUAUUCGUUGGAGGACGGCAAUCAGCAUGGCCAUUUUAUGAUAGAUGAGGCUACCGGGCAGAUCUCUCUGAUGAAGGAGCUUGAUCGUGAAAUGUCUGAUACCUACGUACUGACUGUUGUAGCACACGAUGCUGGUUUGGAGACACGAUUGUCAUCUAGCGCGACUGUUCAUAUCGAAGUGCUCGACGAGAACGAUAACGUGCCGUUCUUCGUGGACAACAAAUCGAGGAUUUCUGUACUGGAGACUAUGCCAAUCAACACCGAACUGUUGCGUUUCAAGGCCACCGACAACGAUCUCGGACCCAACAGCGAAUUGGCAUUCGCUAUAUCGGCCGGUAACAAGAGAGACACGUUCUACAUUGAUCCUCUGACCGGCAUUCUGUACCUGAGAAAGCCACUCGAUUAUGAAGAACAAAUACGUUACACGCUUAAUAUCACAUGCAGCGAUGGAGGUCACCCGCGUCUCAGUUCGAUCACUAGCCUGACCGUCGAAGUGAUCGACACCAACGACAAUCCGCCGGUGUUUCCAAACACAGCAAUAGUACGUCAGAUACGCGAGGGUAUCCUCGUGCGAACGCCGAUUGUCACCAUUACCGCCGAGGAUCCAGAUUCGGGCGAUAACGGAGUGGUCAGCUACUCGAUCCUUAGCCAGGAACCGCAGGAUCAGGUGAGACGUUUCGGUAUCAAUCCAUCGAGUGGUGUGAUCCAUACGCUGCUUCCAAUCGAUCGCGAAGACGUGGAUACGUUCAAUCUGGUGGUGGUCGCUACCGAUCAAGCACAACCACCAAGUGCACGGUUGUCUGCCGAGAAACAAGUGAUUGUGUUCGUCGAGGAUAUCAAUGACAACGCGCCGAUCUUUGUUAGCAUGUCGGCGGUAGUGUUACCGCCUCUGUUCAACUAUCAUCAAACCGAGGAUAUUAAGGUCAUGAAACUGCUGGCUCGCGAUCAAGACUCUAGCACCAACGGCCUGGUGACGUAUGAAUUACUCCGCUCUAGCGUCAACUAUUCGAACAUGUUCGAGGUUCAUCGUAACAACGGUCAGCUCGUUAUGAUACUUCCGCAAUCAUCCUCAAAAGAUAGUCUCUUCGAGCGAGCCUCCUUCAAAUAUCAAGUAGGCGUCCGAGCGACGGACGAGGCGGUCCAAGCGGAGCGCCGUUCGUCCGAGACUUACGUGACCUUGAUCGUGCCGGGCGAGGACGGCGACGAUCAGCCGAUUUGGGAGCAUCAGGGUCAGAUUGAAGGUAACGUUUACGAGAACGAACCGAUCGGCACGAGUAUCUUGCGCGUGAGCGCGUGUAGUCGUCAAUCCAAUAUCGAGCUCGAGUAUUACGUGACGAACGUGACCGCCGGCGACGGGUCCCAAGUUGAUCGGCUAUUCGACAUCGACACGAAGACCGGUGUGCUGUCCACCGCGGCCCAACUCGAUCGUGAGACCGGCGUCCAGUGGUACGAGGUGGAGCUAUACGCCAUCGGCAUUGGCGGCACCAAGCCCAGUACGACGUCCACCAAAGUACGCGUGACGGUGCUGGACAAGAACGACGUGGCACCAACGUGGAGCUCAGGCCCGUGGAAAUUUAAUAUCUCCGAAGAGGCGCCGCCCAAUACCGUCAUCACGGUUCUCAAGGCCGACGAUCCGGAUACCAUCGGUACUCUGACUUACACCCUGGUGCCGAAUCAUCCUGGCGAUCGCGGCGAGUCCGCGGACAACGAUGAGACGCAGGGCCAAUUUAAACUGCAUCCGACCACCGGCCAGCUGAGCCUCGCCGAGUCUCUCGACAGGGAGACGAAGGAGAGAUACGUGCUCAAGGUGCGCGCCGACGAUGGUCUGCAACACCGGGACAUCGUGCUUCAUAUACAGGUCACCGACACCAACGACAACGCGCCGACCUUCCAGAGCACGGCCUACUCGUUCGACGUUCCGGAGAACGUGCCAAGAGGCAGCCGCGUCGGUCAGGUCGUCGCGACGGACGCCGACGCCGAGGGGCCCAACAGCCAUUUGAGCUACGUGCUCAUCUCCGACUGGGCAAACGACGUUUUCUCAUUGAAUCCAAGCACCGGCGUGUUCACGCUCACCGCGAGCCUCGACUAUGAGCAGGUACAGCACUACAUCCUCGUCGUGGAGGCUAUGGAUGGUGGUGAGCCCGUGUUAUCAUCCACCGUGACAGUGUACUGUAACGUGGUCGAUUUAAAUGACAACGCACCGAUCUUUGAAGCUGGACCGCACGCGGCCGACAUUAUGGAGAACGCGACCAUCGGCACGCCCGUGCUCACCGUGACAGCCCAGGAUCUAGAUUCUGGCGACAAUAGUAGGGUCGUCUAUGCCGUCGCCGGCGGCGACGAGGACGGUGACUUUGGGAUGGCUCACAACGGUACUCUCUUUACACGCCGAGCCCUCGAUCGCGAGCGGACGCCAAUCUACAACCUGGUGCUGAGUGCUACUGAUAGUCCACUACCACCGGCGCGGCCGUUGUCCUCUACAGUGCAGGUGACGGUGAUGUUGUUGGACGUGAAUGACAUGUCACCGAAUUUCACGUCGCCCAGGGAGGUAACAAUAAUGGAGAACACACCGAUCAACACGAUAGUGAUGACGAUAAGAGCCGCCGAUCGGGAUGAGGGUCGGAACGGUUACGUCGAGUAUUCAUUGAGGGACGACAGUAAUCUACCGUUUACCCUCGGCCUAUCGGACGGAAUGCUGCGUGUCUCCGGAUCGUUAGACCGUGAGCAAAGAUCCAACUACAACCUGGAGGUCACCGCCAAAGAUCGGGGCGACCAGCCGAGAUCAUCAUCGACCACUGUUUCUGUCACGGUGCUCGAUGAAAACGACAACUCACCGGUGUUCGAUCCCAGGCAGUACUUCGCCACCAUCGCCGAGAACGCCAGCAUCGGUGCCAGUGUGCUUCAAGUAUCGGCAAUGGAUCGUGACGAGGGUGCGAACGGCAGAGUGCGUUACAGCAUCGCAAUGGGGGAUGACAAUCGGGACUUCACGAUCUCAGAGGACAGUGGCGUGAUUCGGGUGGCGAAAAACUUGAAUUAUGAACGGAAACCCCGGUACCAUCUGAUGAUUCGUAGCGAGGAUUGCGCGGAGGAAGUCGGAAAGGAGCCGCGCAGCGAUACAGCCCAAAUUACUAUUACCGUGCUCGACAUCAACGACAAUGCACCGAUCUUCCUUGAUUCGCCCUAUCUAGCGCACGUUAUGGAGAAUAUGGUGCCGCCGGGUGGGGGUUUUGUGAUACAGGUUAAAGCGUAUGACGCGGACACUCCACCGUACAACGAUCAAGUGAGAUACUUCCUCAAGGAGGGUGACACAGAUCUAUUCCGCAUAAACGCGAGCACUGGCGAUAUAUCUCUUCUUCGUCCGUUGGAUAGGGAAAUGGUACCAGAAUACACACUUACUGUAUCGGCUAUGGAUACCGGCUCGCCGCCUCUCACCGGAUCGGGCAUCGUCAGGAUCGUCGUCCUCGACGUGAACGAUCACAGUCCCGAGUUCGCCCGGCAGGACUACAAGGCCACCGUGGUGGAGAACGCACCCCCUGGAACUUUGGUCAUCAAGCCGCACGCCACAGACAAAGACGAAGGUUUCAAUGCGAAAAUAAGCUACAAUAUACUUGGAGACAAAGCGGAGCGGUUUUCCGCAGAUCCUGACACGGGCGAAGUGUUCACCACUGUACCGUUGGACCGCGAACAGACUGCUGUGUAUUAUUUGACCCUAGUGGCCAGAGACUCAAGCCCGACGGAACCGCGUGCCUCCGCCGUCAAUCUGACGAUUUAUGUGACGGAUGUGAACGAUAACGCGCCCCGUUUUUCCAGUCCCCGAUAUACAGCUUACGUUCCAAACGCAACUAAACCAGGCGAUUUUGUCUUCGGCGCAAAAGCAAGCGAUGAUGAUGACGGCGAGAACUCGCGGAUCGUUUAUCAGCUGCACGGCAAGGACGCCAGUCGGUUCACCAUCGACCUUAACAAUGGCGUGAUCCGUGCUACUCAAGAACUGAUCGACGACCAGACCACCUAUCAAUUACAGAUACAGGCAUCGGAUUGCGGUGCCGAGCCUCAGCAUGUCACAGCCGAUCUAGUGAUUCACUUGUGGGAGCGGCAGCUGUUUCCCAGCUUCCGAUCCAGCGUCAGUACGAGGUUCACGCUGUCUGAGGAUGUGUCCGAGAACAAAGUGAUCACCAAGCUAAGCGCUACCACACCGAAAAGCGGACCGGCGAGUAAUUUGAUCUAUGGUAUAGCCGGCGGAAAUGUGGGAGAUGCUUUGAGAAUCGAUCCUCACACCGGAGAGGUCGUGGUUGCCUCUGGCUUCGAUUAUGAGACGGCUCCGCACUACGAAGCCUGGAUUGAAGUUCAUGAUUCGGAUACACCCCCGCUGCGCAGCGUUCUCCAACUUCUAGUGAAUGUCACGGACGCCAACGAUAAUGCACCGGUUAUGGAGGCGGCGAUUUACAACGCGACUGUGAUGGAGGAGGAGUAUCCGCCAUUAUUCGUCAUCAAAGUGUCAGCGAAGGAUCGCGAUUCCGGUGAAAAUGGUCAAGUCACUUAUCAUCUAGUCGACGACUUCUCCGGGUUCUUUAUCAUCGACAGCAGUACCGGGCAGAUUGAGACCAAUGAGAAAUUGAAUCGCGAAGAGAUUGCGUCUUACGAGCUCAUCGUCGAAGCCAGAGAUCAAGGUCAUCCCCGAUUAACCGGUACCGCUAUAGUUCUCAUUACCGUUCUGGAUAAAAAUGAUAACCCGCCACAUUUUACGCGACUAUUCAGCGUCAACGUGACAGAGAAUGCAGAAAUUGGCACAUUCGUUAUACGCAUGACCAGCAGUGAUCCGGAUAUUGGUCAGAAUGCGAACGUCAGUUACAGCUUCACCGAAAAUCCAGGAAUGAAGUUUUCCAUCGAUGCCCUAAGCGGAAAUGUGACCGUGGCUGGACAACUCGACAGAGAGGAGCAGGAUGAGUAUCUGCUAAAGGUCGCAGUAGGAGACGAUGCAUGGCGAGCAGAAACCGCCUUGACGAUCACUAUUCAGGACCAGAAUGACAAUGCACCCGAGUUCGACGAAGAUACCUAUCAUUUCCUUUUCCCCGAGCUUCAGCCACAAGUGGCGCAUGUUGGCACGGUCGCGGCUACUGAUCGUGAUAAACAGGGACCGAACUCCGUUAUAUCUUACAGCCUGUUGCAACCGUCCGAUCUUUUCACUGUUGACCCUGCGACCGGCGAUGUCUUCAGCAAGCGCACCCUACGCUACAAGCACACUCAUCGGCCGUCCUCGCCGGAGAAUCUGUACUCGCUGACAGUGAUCGCUACUGAUAAUGGCAAACCACCAAUGUCCUCGAAGGCAGUGGUGCACGUGAGCGUGAUAGAUGCCAAUAAUAACGCGCCUCGUUUCGAGCAGAGAUCCUAUCUGUCAGCAGUGCCGGAGAAUUAUGAAGUAGGCAAGCGCAUUAUUCAACUGGUCGCUCGUGACGACGCUGACUCUGGCGUGAACGCAGAGGUCAGUUAUUCGCUGGAGAACAUGAACGAAACCAGUGAUCUGUUCGCCAUUGAGGAGCAAUCUGGUUGGGUCUACGUACGCAAGAGUCUUAACGGUAUUCCUAUUGGUGCGACGUUCCCGUUAAAAGCACGCGUCACCGAUAAAGGCGUACCACCGCAGAAGGAUGAGAUUGUUCUGACCCUUAUAAUCUCCGGCGAGAACAAGCAUACGCCCGCCUUUAUCGCCGACAGUUAUCAGGUCAGAGUGCCGGAAAACGAGGGGGUCAAUGCCACGCUUCAGACAGUUUACGCCUACGACAACGACAGUGGGCCCAACGGCAUGAUUCGCUACAGAAUUUCGUCCGGCAACGAGAAUAAUCAUUUCAACGUGCACCCUGUCACCGGUACAGUCAUUCGACUCGUACCUUUUGAUUACGAUCAGGUGCAGGAAUACCAAUUGAACAUUACCGCCACGGAUCUAGGAUUCGAGCCGAAGCAAGUAGUAGCCAUCUUAAUUAUCCAUGUCACCGACAUCAACGACAACCCUCCAAUUUUCAAUCAAAGUGUAUAUGAAGCGUUUUUGCCAGAAAAUUCGCCGCCUGGUAGUUUCGUUUGCAAGGUUGUCGCUCGGGACAAUGACUCGCCCAAGAAUGCCAUAGUGCAAUAUGAAAUCCUAGGUGGUACCGGCAAGGGCUACUUCCGUAUCCGCGGCGAUACCGGUGAGAUCACGUCGGAUGCUACCUUUGAUUAUGAAGAGGCGAAUGAGUAUAGUCUCGACAUCGUCGCGGCCAAUCCUGACUCAAACCCGCAGAUGGUCGGCUUUACAACUGUGGUGGUUUACAUCACCGGCGUGAACGAGUACUAUCCUCAUUUCAUUCAACCUGUAUUUCACAUGGACGUCUCGGAGAGCGCUGAGGUGGGCACAUCAGUUGGCGCGGUUCAGGCAACCGAUCAAGACUCGGGCGAGGAUGGCCGCGUAUACUAUCUCUUCGUAGGCUCGUCUAACGACCGCGGCUUUUCGAUUGGUUCGGAUACUGGUAUCGUUCGGGUGUCUCGUCAGCUUGAUCGCGAGACGCAGAAUCGCGUGGUGCUGACAGUGAUGGCGAAGAACGGCGGUGGUAUACGCGGCAAUGACACCGACGAAGCGCAGGUAAUCAUUUCCAUCCAGGAUGGCAACGAUCCGCCAGAGUUUUUGCAGAGCACCUACGACGCUAGCGUGUCGGAGAGCGCCACCCAUGGGACCCGCGUGCUCACUGUUCGCGCUAUCGACAAAGACAUCAAGCCACAGAACAAUCAGUUCUCCUAUUCCAUCAUCAGUGGUAAUCUCGGCCAGGCCUUCAAAGUCGAUCCACAGACCGGUGACGUCGAGACAGCGAAGCAAUUGGAUCGCGAAACCGUACCCACGUAUGAUCUGACGAUCGGCGCGAUUGACACCGGUUCACCACCGCAAACUGGUACCGCAAUGGUGCACAUCGAGUUGCAAGAUGUAAAUGACAAUGGCCCAGUCUUUGACCCUCCGGAAGUAAUCGGUUACGUCAGCGAGAACGAACCAGCUGGUACCAGCAUUAUGACCUUGAGCGCGAUUGAUCCUGAUCUGCCACCCAAUGGUGCGCCAUUCACCUAUAGGUUGAUCGGAGGAAGACAAAGCGACAUGGUGAUUCUGGACAAGCAUUCGGGUGUACUGAGAACCACCAGGAGACUCGAUAGAGAAACGAUGUCGCAGUUGGAUCUCAUGAUUGAAGUGGAGGACUCGGGUAUACCCCGAAUGAAGAGCGACCAUAAUAUUGUUGUAAUCGUCACUGAUCAGAACGACAGUCCAUCCACGCCGAGAUCGGUGCACGUAAUGGUGCACUCGUUCAAUGGCAAGACACCAUUGGGAAAGAUCGCUGAUGUGCAUCCAAAUGAUCCGGAUAUCACCGGAGUUUUCUCGUGCAAGAUCAUUCAAGGCGCGAAUUCUCGUGUGCUCACUAUCCCCACUGCCUGCGAUCUACACACCAAUAAAAUUACAUCAGAAGUAGGAUAUUCUUUGAGCGUCUCCGGCAACGAUGGACGAUAUCCGGAUGUGAUCUCCAAGGUCACCGUUGAUUUCUUGAUCUUCUCAAACGCCACUAUCGAGAACAGCGUGACCCUGCAAAUUUUCAAAUUGACCGCUAAUGAUUUUCUUAGUCGAUACUACCGGGCUCUCUUGGAUCUCUUGCAGCAGAAGAUUAAUCUCGGCGAAACACUCACAAUUUUCAGCAUCGGUGAAAACGGACCGGAUCUGAACGUUCACUUGGCAGUGGAAUCUCCGCAAGGUAAAUACGAAGUGACCGAUCUAUUGAUGCGCAAUCAAGAUCAGAUCCAGACGCUGCUCGAAGGUCACUCAUUCAUCAUCAACUACUCUCCAUGCAAACACAUGCCGUGCGAAAACGGGGGCAGCUGCAGUGAUCGAUUGGCUAUAUAUGACGACGCCAGGAUCACCGACAGUCAAGCGCUGAUCCUGACGUCGCCCAGAAUGUUGCACGAGAUGGCCUGUAAGUGUCGGGAUGGCUUCACCGGUGAUAGAUGUGAAAGAAGACAGGAUCCAUGUUCUCCAAACCCCUGUUUGCUGGGAGGGCAGUGCCGACGCGUAGGAUACGAUUUCGUAUGCACUUGUCCUAUCGAUCGCGAUGGCAAGCUGUGCGAGCUCGAGAGAGGCGAUGCGUGUGCCAGUAAUCCGUGUCGAAACGGCGGAUCGUGCAGAAAGAGCCCGGACAGCUUCAGUUUCUUCUGUCUUUGCAGAGCGGGAUACAGAGGAAAUCACUGUGAGGCAGUCACCGAUUCCUGUCGACCGAAUCCUUGCUUGUACGGUGGCUUAUGCGUGGGAGAAAAGCCUGGAUAUCGAUGUAGCUGUCCCGAGGGUCGCUACGGCCGGCAUUGCGAGCGCUCGACCUUCGGUUUCAAUGAGUUGUCGUACAUGGCAUUCCCGGCGUUGGACUCCAACACGAAUGACAUCACCAUAGUGUUCGCCACCACGAAACCGGAUGCGUUGUUACUGUACAAUUACGCACCGCAGACGAGUGGCCGCUCGGAUUUCGUCGUGUUGGAAUUGAUAAACGGCCGAGUGGUCUUCUCGUACGGCGGUGCCAGAAGUGCGAUCACCACCGUCACUAUCAAGACAGAACGGCCGGUGUCGGAUGGCGAGUGGCACAAGGUCACUGCCACGCGGAACGGCAGAGUUAUCUCGCUCAGCGUGUCCACUUGCAAGGAAUACGGCGACGUCUGCGACGAUUGCAGACCAAGUGAUGGUACAUGCUACGCGGACGACGUGGGCCAGAUUGGGACUUUAAAUUUCAACAAUAACCCUCUUCUACUGGGUGGCUUGGAAAACGCCGAUCCUGUAUUGGAGCGUCCAGGCCAAGUGCACUCUGACGACUUCGUGGGUUGCAUUCACUCGGUGUCAAUAAACGGAAGGACCUUGAAUCUAACGAAUCCGCUCGCAUCGCGUGGUGUGAAAUCCACAUGUGUCAGAUCACAGCGAAAUCCUUGCCUGAAAGGUGAGAAGGAUGCUGCAUCAGUCUGUGAUGUGAAUGCUCAAUGUCACGACAAAUGGCAUCAAGUGAUGUGUCAGUGUGGAUCCCUGAGAGCGCCCAAUUGCCAUGGUGCCCUGGAACCCAUCACAUUAAGCGAGGGAGGAUUUAUUCAGUUCAAGAUUUCGGAGAAACACAGAAGGAUGCAACUGUUGGAGUAUCUUUACGGUGGUUCAACGAUAUGGCACACGAAUCGCGUAAAGCGCGGUCUUAUUGAGGACACGAGCUUUAUAACGAAUCCUUCCUUGAAGACAAUUGGCUUAAUGUUUAAAACUGUGAGGCCCGAUGGUAUUUUGAUAUACGCUGCAACAAAUAAGCAUUUUACAUCUGUAGAGCUUCGCAACGGCCAGUUGGUUUACAUGUCUCUGCUUGGAUCACCAGUAAACAUGUCGAUUAAUAUUGACGGCGGUCUCGCCGACGGACGUUGGCAUAAUCUAACUCUCCAUGCUUACGCCCGAGGAUUAAGACUGUUGAUCGAUGGUAGUCUAACAGGCGAUGAGUUAGAUUUGGCAGGAAUUCAUGAUUUCCUCGAUCCAUACUUGUCCGUUUUAUCGAUUGGCGGAGUCAGCCAGGACCUCUAUUACGCUCAUAGCGCUGGCUCUAGAAGUUUUGAAGGCUGUCUGGCUAACUUUACCGUCAACAAUGAGGUGCAACCAUUCAACGGUUCCGGUUCUAUCUUCAAAAAUGUGCUUUAUCAUGGCAAAGUGAGCACUGGAUGCAGAGGACCGAUCGGUAUCGGUGCAGCCGCGGCCGCGGACCCUCUCAGUAUUGGUAUUACUCUGGUCAUCGUCUUCUUCGUCAUUUUGUUAAUUGCCAUUCUGGUGAGUUUCAUAGUGUUCCGACUGCGCCGGCAGAACAAAGAGAAGUCAGCACCAUCGGUUGUUAACAAAAAUACCAACGCCAUCAUGACCGGCAAUCCUCUGGUCGGUUCUGGAAAUGACAAUCUCAUGUCUCGUCAUGAAAAUACAUAUAUCUCCGACACGUCGGAUUUGCGCGGCGUCGGUCACAUGGGUCCUGAGUUGAUCUCGAAGAAGUACAAAGAACGCGAGAUCAACUCUACCGCCGAGCACCGGCCGCAACGACCGGAUAUCAUCGAGCGUGAGGUCACCAAGUCGCCUCCCAUCCGUGAUGAGCACCCACCGUUACCACCGCCCACCCAAAUCUCUCUUCAUCCUCACGAACAUAAUCCGGAACCCGACAUCCCGGAGCAUUACGACUUGGAGAACGCCAGUUCCAUUGCGCCCAGCGACAUCGACAUUGUAUAUCACUACAAAGGUUAUCGUGACGGCAUGAGAAAGUAUAAAGCCACUCCGCCUCCCAUAGGUAAUUACGGUAACCAUCAUAAACAUACGGGACAACAACAUCGUCAUAACGGACCAUUUCCACCACGUGCUAUGCCACCGCCCAACGUGAACCAACCAUCUGGACCAGCGCCAAAAUUACUUCAGAGCACACCUCUGGCGAGAUUAUCUCCCAGCAGCGAGUUAUCUGCGCAACAACCGCGGAUUCUCACGCUGCACGACAUCAGCGGAAAACCUCUGCAAAGCGCGCUGCUGGCUACCACGUCUUCGUCCGGUGGUGUCGGCAAGGACGCGUUAAAUUCGAACAGUGAAAGAAGUCUGAACUCGCCCAUCAUGAGUCAACUGUCAGGCUCGACCGCCAGCAGGAAGGCUCCCCAGUCCAACAAUGAAAACUCUGUAAAUAAUGUGUCAUCGGGCCCAAUGGGUCUCACAGCGGAAGAGAUCGAGCGACUCAAUUCUCGUCCGAGAACGUCCAGCCUGGUCUCCACUCUGGACGCCGUGAGCUCCUCCAGCGAGGCCAGGGGCCCACCUGCGCACGGGCCUCUCCAUCACCACCGACGUCACACGCCCCCCGUGGAGAGGCUCGAGCGACGAAAUUCGUCAACUACCGACGAGAGUGGUAACGACAGCUUUACGUGUUCGGAGAUUGAAUACGACAACGGGUCACUGGUGGGCGACAAACGGUCCGACAAUCUGUUCGCCAAACAGGACGACGAGAGGAGCAGCCCGCAGGGUAGGAGCAAUGUUGAAUCGUCGCAAUCAACGAAACCACCGCUGCCGCCGAAUGUUGGCAACUACGACGGCUUCGACAGUUCAUUUCGCGGUUCCCUUAGCACCCUCGUCGCCUCUGACGAUGAUCUAUCGACCCAUAUGGGCGGCCUCCUUUAUGGUACCCAUGCCACUAAUGGCUCGCCCACUACCACUACCACCACCACGACCACCACCGCCACCGCCGCCGAGGAUGCUCUUAGCUGGGACUACCUGCUCAACUGGGGACCCAACUUCGAGAGCCUCGUCGGCGUGUUCAUCGACAUCGCCGAGCUGCCGGACAGUACCAGUCGAGUACCCAGAUUACCGACGAAUAUCCCCAAACCGUCUGAGGAAUACGUUUGAAACGGGUCCUUCGAUAUGAUGCCGGGACAAUUUAGUGAACAAUAGUAGUUUAGUGAUUGUGAAAUUUAUU
Cyphomyrmex costatus is the source of this 15214-nucleotide messenger RNA. RefSeq names its product cadherin-related tumor suppressor fat (gene ft). Gene Ontology annotation, cellular component: plasma membrane. The coding region runs from base 40 to 15144 and encodes 5034 amino acids. Gene Ontology annotation, molecular function: calcium ion binding. The transcript is spliced from 23 exons. The record is from RefSeq and is a predicted model, not a curated record. Gene Ontology annotation, biological process: homophilic cell-cell adhesion. NCBI's taxonomy places the organism in Eukaryota, Metazoa, Arthropoda, Insecta, Hymenoptera, Formicidae.